AUGAUAGAUGAGGGUCAUCGAGUGACCUCUUGGCCUUUUGUUCCAGGCCUGGACGGGGCCGGAGUUGUUGAGCAAGUGGGAGAAGGGGUGCUCGAUUUUGCUGCUGGAGAUCGAGUUCUGGCCCUUUUUACCCCAGGUGACCGCUCGGGAUCAUAUCAGGAAUAUGCCGUGGUACAGGAAAAAGAUGUGGCUAAGAUUCCAGCACGAUGGUCGUUUGAAGAUGCAUCUACCCUAGGUGUCUGUUAUCUCACAGGGCUCAUGGCUCUCGGCAUUGGUUUACAAACUCCUCUUCCAUUCCUUAAAGGUGGCCCAACUUCAGGGCUGCAGCCUCUCUCCGUGCUUAUCCUCGGUGGCAGCUCUGCGGUUGGUGCAGCUACGAUUCAGCUGCUUCGUCUUGCGGUCCCCGAAUGUAAAAUUAUCGUGACCAGUUCGCCAAAGCAUCAUGCUCAUAUCAAGGAUUAUCUUGGGGCUGAUGAGGUAAUCGAUAGAGAUUCCGCUUCUUUAUCCUUGGAUGCAAAGUUGGCCACCCCAGGCUCGGGUGGUGUCGACGCUAUCAUUGAUGCCGUUGGCGCUGGUAGCAUGCAAAGAGAUAUCUUUGAAGCCCUUGACCCUGGUGGACCUAGGAUGUAUGCACAGGUAUGGACGGGACGGAAGCAAAUUGAUGCGCCAGAUGGUGUGAAUUCGAUUCUGUUCAGAGGUCGAGAUCUUCAUCGGCUGUCUGGAAAUCAGAAUAUAAUGAAAUCCUUGGAGCAGUUAUUGGUACAAGGAAAAUACAAACUACCACUGCCUGUGCACAAAGUGGGGCAUGGAUUUACUGCCCUCGAGAGGGGCCUCGAGCUAAUGCGCCGUGGUGUGAGCGGAGAGAAAUUGGUUGUUUCUAUCUAG
Messenger RNA from Penicillium canariense, 885 nucleotides. RefSeq names its product zinc-binding alcohol dehydrogenase family protein. The coding region runs from base 1 to 885 and encodes 294 amino acids. The record is from RefSeq and is a predicted model, not a curated record. The transcript has 2 exons. Gene Ontology annotation, molecular function: oxidoreductase activity, acting on NAD(P)H. Lineage: Eukaryota; Fungi; Ascomycota; Eurotiomycetes; Eurotiales; Aspergillaceae.